UUUCGCGCGAUGCCGCACGCCCCGCGCUGCACCCUAGCCUGUCGCGACGGCGCUCGUACACAUCACAAUUCAGAGCUGACCGCUGCACGGCUCCUGCAGAUGCGGGCGAGCGCUGCUGCUCCCACGUGGUGCGGCUUCGUCUUGUCCUCGGGACGCGCCGCGCGCUCGCAGGACGCGCGCGCUCGCAGCUUGCCAGCGCACCACAAGCACAUCAAGCUGCAUGGACCACGCCUCGUCAAGCACCGCCGGCGUGCGAGCUGCGCGCCAGCAGCUGCUGCUCCAGAGCGGCGCCGCCGUGCCGCCGCGCUCGCCGGCGUUCCGCUGGCCGCCGCACGAGGCCCUGCUCGGCGCGCAGCGGCACCUCGUCGCCGACCUCGCUCUGGCGCGCCCCGAGGGCCAGACGUACGCACGGGCGCUGGCAAAGGGCCUCAUUGCCAGGCUUGAGGAGGCGGUGCGCGAUGCUGAGGCGCGCGGCCACGAGGCCGAGGUGAGCGCCGAGGCCGAGGGGAGCGCCUCGGGCAUCAGGCUCGCGCAGCAGCUGACUCUCGCCCAGGUCGACGGCAGCCUGCUCGAGGUGUACGCAGAGCUCCUGAGCGGUGCUUCAGGAAGCAGGUAAGCUGUGCUGUGGUGCUCGGCCAUAUGCCCGCUCGCUGAGCCAGUGCAGCCUCGCGGCCACGGUGCCCCCGCCCCAGACGCGCGCCUACUACUUCCCUCGCUCCCUGCUCGGCGGGCGCACCGCUGCCGCAUCAGAGGGCGCAGGCCACGCGGGCUCUCUGAUGCAUGGCUGGGAGUGUGUGCGGCUCGUCGAAGACGGCACGACGAUUGCGCAGGGCACCACUGGGCUGCGCACAUGGGAAGCCAGGUGCGUUUUGCGAAGCUGUCAGGUGGCCCGCUGGAGGCUCACCCGUCCCCCAAGCCUGCGUCUUGGAGCGCACUUCCUAGCACGCCCGCCGCCCACAGACGCGCGCAUUCUCGAGCUCGGCGCCGGCGCCGGCUUGCUCGGCGCCAUAGCCGCCAGGCUCUGCCCUGCACACGUCACGCUGAC
Molecule: messenger RNA, 1045 nt
Organism: Tilletiopsis washingtonensis
Lineage: Eukaryota; Fungi; Basidiomycota; Exobasidiomycetes; Entylomatales
Exons: 1
Coding region: 221-616 (131 amino acids)
Source: RefSeq, a predicted model, not a curated record